AUGGAUGCACCACGCUCAGUGGAUGAGACCGAGCUCAUUAUGCGCGAGCUGCUUGAUCGAACAGAUGGCUCACCGGCCCCGACAGCCGCCACACUCUGUCUCCCACGCCUAGUCAAUGCCGGUCUCCUCAUCGUGCUCGAGCGCGAAAGCAAGCGCAUCUCAGCCCAUCGCACCCUGGCUCGACAGGUCAUUGGCUGCAACCAGUCACAGGUGGACCCUUCCUUCAUGACGCUGGCCAUGAAGUACGACGAGGCGCGUCGUUUCACUGGCCCCUUUGAACAGCCUGCACACCAUUUGGCCGAGGGCGCCAACAAAGCCGGUGCCUGUCUCAUCUUCAAGUUUGGCACCCCUGAUGAAGCCCGAGCUGCCUUGACGCUCAUCGGCGAAGCCUUUCGACUUUUGCAACUUGCGCAAGGUGCUGAGCAUCCGUACGAGUACAACAUUUGCAUUGGUGUUGGCCUGCAAGAGGCCGAUCGCAACGGUUAUGUCUUUUGUCCCUGCAAUAAGGAAAUCUUUAAAGCCCGGGCACACCGCGAGCGGCGUCUACACUUUUCCAUCACCCAGACAUCGGAACAGCCCAUGGGCUUGGAGAGCAUUCGACGCGUGGGCAUCUCCAUGAUGACGCCAUGGUCAGGUUUUGAGACUGGGGAAGGCCACUACUGGCUCGACAUCGUCUCCACCGAAUGGCUGGGUAGCAAGGCCUUGACCCUCGUUGUGCAAUGGCCCCUUGACCUGAACUUUGACGCCGCCAAAAACGACGAAGUGGUCAUGCUCAAUGUUGUGCUCGACACCAACUUUGUGGGCUUGGCGCAGCCCCUCCGCCUCACCACCGGUCUCAAAAUUCGCGUCACCAAAGCAACUGAUCGCAUCUGGCUCCAAGGCAAGAAAGAAGCCCAAACGCAGGCCUUCUCGGUCAAACUCAACAUGAGCAAGCUCCCACGGCCCCCAUUUAUACCUGAUUAUCGCUGCAACAGCCUCUAUCGCAGCAACCUUACCGCUGCCAAGAGUGAGGAGGAUCUGAGCGCCGAUCCUGGGAACGGUGAGCAAAGUGACAAUGAAGCCGACGAUGAAGAUGGCACUGCUGAAGCAGAUCCGUCUGCAACCGACCUUGUGCUCGUGUCUGGCCGUGGCUCGGUGGACCAAAACAUGAACGACACCCAGCUGACUCGUUGGACCAGCGUCAUUGCCAAGUGGGACGCAUCUUCACGCAAAACGAUCAACGCACUGGCUCGCGGCGGCGUACCCGAUCGCCUCCGCCCCCAGGUCUGGCUCCGGUUGGCCGGGGUUGCUGAUUCAGACCUUGAGUUGAGCUAUCCGUUGCUGCUCAAGCAGGAAUCGCGGGCGCAUGAGGCCAUCAAGUGGGAUCUCGAUCGCACGUUCCCUGGACACGAACGCUUUCGUGACAAGGAGGGCGAAGGUCAAAAACAACUCUACCGAAUCAACUCGGCUUACUCCGUCUAUGACGAGGAAAUUGGUUACGUGCAAGGCCUCAGUUUCAUCACGGCCGUUUUAUUGCUUCACCUUCCCGAGGAAAGCGCUUUUGUGCUGUAUGUCAAGAUGAUGCAGGACUAUGGCCUGCGUGACCUUUACAUGACAGGGUUUGAGAACCUACAUCUCCGUCUGCACCAGCUGGAUCGUCUACUGCUGGAGGCGCUGCCGGACCUUUACGCCCAUAUGAAGGAGCUGCGUGUUGAGACCCACAUGUAUGCCAGCCAAUGGUUCUUGACACUUUUUGCUACAAAGUUUUCUCUGCCUCUGGUGUACCGCAUUUUCGACUUUUUCCUUGCGGAGGGAUUUCAGACCAUCUUCCAGAUCAGUUUGGCUUUGCUCAAGGCUUCUCGUAAAGAGCUCUUGGCCAGCACUUUUGAGGAGAUUAUGGCCUAUUUUCGCACAGAGCUCCCUCGCCGUUUUCAAAGCGAGGCCGAAGCGCGACGCUUGAUCUCCAUGGCCAAUGGUAUCAAGGUGGGUGCGCGCAAGUUGGCCAAAUUGGAGCAAGAGUAUCUUGAACAAAAGGCUGCGGAAGCCUUGGCACAAGAUCCCGUGCAGGUUUUGACAACCGAAAAUAAUCGGUUGCAAGAAGAAAAUGUGAAAUUGCAGCAAGAGCUUGAGGUGAUGAGCCAAAAACUAGUGGAAACACAAACACAAAUGCAAAUGAAGAUUGAGGCCUCAGAAGACGCCCUCAAUUCCCAGCUGAAAGAAUAUGAAAAUCUGAGCAAGGCAUCGCACGAGGCCAAGCGAAACAUUGAGCUUGACAGUCGCAAUCUGGAGGAGGAGGUGCGUUUGGUAAAAGAACUUUAUCGAACCACACUCGCCAAGACUGAUGAAGAGAAAAUGGCUUUACAAAAGAAACUGGAUGAGGUGCAAGCGCAGUUGCAGGUCAAGCAGCGGCAUCUCAACGAGGCUGAGGAGCGGGUGCAAACACUUGAGGCCCGCGUCGCGGCCCAUAGUGAUGAUGCAGACUCGGUUGAGCUUCAUGCUCGUAUCCAAGCCCUGGAGUUGCAGCUGGCAGAGGCCAAGCUACAAUCGGUUGAAAAGGACUGCGAGAUUGAGCGAUUGCAAAACGUGACGGGUGAGCGUCCGUCUUCCAAAGACACCAGUGCCUCAGGAGGUAGCGGAUCCAAAUUCCGUGCCCCACGCCUAUCUAUGUUUGGCGGAAAGAAGAACAAUGCCGCCUCUUCUUCAUAA
Monosiga brevicollis MX1 is the source of this 2685-nucleotide messenger RNA. RefSeq lists its product as uncharacterized. Lineage: Eukaryota; Choanoflagellata; Craspedida; Salpingoecidae. The transcript has 22 exons. The record is from RefSeq and is a predicted model, not a curated record. The coding region runs from base 1 to 2685 and encodes 894 amino acids.